AUGCCUAUUCCCUCUCUCGCUUCAUCUCUGAAGCCUCGAGGCCAGAUUAGCAAGGCCAAAGAUGCGCCACCCACUGCUGAGUCCUCUAGACUCCCACAUGCGGAACACUUGGUGCGCAAAGACUUGGAAGCGAGCAUAAUUGCCCAUCCAUUAACGCGACACCCACAGUCCUCUUCAAUACCACACCCGAACGCUGCAGAGGGGGUGAAGCGGCGGAGCUUUCUUCCCCAGCGAGGGGAUAUGAAGCCAGUUCUGCGCAAGAAUGGACCGAGCAAUGCGUCGAUACCACCAAGAGAUCCCGAACAACAUUCUCAAGACCUUGUCGAUUCAUCGAGAAUAUCUGCAUCCACGACAUCUUCACAAAUAGCCAGCAUGCAGGGUCUGAAACAAGUCCGUUCGAGACCACAAUCAAUGUAUCAGACGAGCUCCAUUCAUACCACGCAGGAAACAGAGGAGAGCGGACUACGCCCGUCACGCAGUACACGUCCUCCAGAUGCAGGAAGAAAGGCUUCAGUAUCACAACCGACGGGGUUAGAUCGCUCGCAAUCAUUACGCAAACUAGGCAUACCGAUGCAAUCAGCACAGUCCACCAACUCUCGUGGCCAUUCAAGGACUCUAUCUACAAGCACUGUGAUAGGCAGUCGGAAGGAGAGCUCGCACCCUAGGACCCUUGUGGAAAGGCCAAAGUCUCUGUUCGUAGCACCAAGCCAGCGUACGAUCGCGGCCAACAGCGUUUCUGUAGACGAUGCUUCUCAUGGUACAAAAAGUUCCGCUCGGCUUGCAGCCUUGAAGCGCACCGCGAGUACUAGAAGUAAGCCGGAAGCCACGGAUAGCUCCGAUUCCGCAGGUCCCGACUGUGACGUACAAUUUCCCACGAACAAUGGACGACGCCGCGAGCCUAUAAAAGAGGAAUCCAAAAAGCAAGCACGGCCUGCGUUCUCUACGCUGCAGCAACAUUUCACCCCUAGAAAGACCGGGAAAGCACCUACGUCGUCUUUUCUUCACCCUCCCGCCUCUGACCCUAGCGUGUGUGCCCUGCCUCCUGAGAUCAUUUGUAUUCAAGCGGAGCUACUGCAACUCCAUAUUCUGCAUGAAGCAUCGGCGCGGACGAAUAGACACUGGGAGGUCAGUGCAAGGAGGAAAUUGCACAGCAAGUUCGAUGAGGUUGCUAGCUUGUACCAGGUUAUGCGUGACAAUGAACGCCAAGGUCAGGAGCAGACAAAUAUCCAGGCAUUGCGUGAGUGGAGUAGCGCCAAUUCCUCGUUCGGGCUGGUGGAGCACAUCCAACUUCUCUCGGGCCCGCUUCAUGAUCUUCCAACACUUAUUGAUCCUAGUGGUCGUUUUACACGUCUUGUGGACGAAUUCACUCGAUGGAUAGCGUGGGUAGAGGAUAUAUGGGCGACAAGGAAAGGAACCGCCAAAGAGCAGGGUGUCGGUCUUGGCUCUACUGAAGGCUUGGGGGGUUCCUGGAGGGCAGAAAAUGCGGCGUUGACACGCAAGGUAACGGGCUUUUUACGUGACUUAGAUAGGUUGACUCAGCCAGCUCCCGGCUCAAGCAUAGCAUCCAUCGUUUCCACCUGUAAGGAGCUGCUUACGGGAAUGUUGGGUGAACUCCGGACCAUGCAGACCAUCGAGACGGGCGUCGUAGCGAAGGAGAAGGACUGGGUGGAGGGUCGGCUGAAGGCGAUAGCCCAGGAUAUUGAGACACACCUCGUACCUACAAGCGAGGGAAACGCGGCCUGGCGGAUAUAA
Lindgomyces ingoldianus is the source of this 1752-nucleotide messenger RNA. RefSeq lists its product as uncharacterized. The transcript has 2 exons. The record is from RefSeq and is a predicted model, not a curated record. The coding region runs from base 1 to 1752 and encodes 583 amino acids. NCBI's taxonomy places the organism in Eukaryota, Fungi, Ascomycota, Dothideomycetes, Pleosporales, Lindgomycetaceae.